UUUUUUUUCCAUUAUAACUUUGGGGAUUAGAGAUUCAUUCAUAUAUAAAUUAUAUUAAUGAUCUCAAAUCUCAAUUCCCAAAAUUGAAAUUUCAAAAUAAAAAAAAUUUAAAAAAAAAAUGUCAAGUUUUGGAACCCAAACAAAAUGCAAAGCAUGUGAUAAAACUGUGUAUGCUGCUGAAGUGAUUUCUGCAGGUGGUGUUAAUUAUCAUAAUACAUGUUUCAGAUGUAGCCAUUGCAAUGGAAGACUUGCAUUGAGCAACUAUUCUUGCUUGGAUGGAACAUUAUUUUGCAAGCCACAUUUUGAACAACUCCUCAAGGAGAAAGGAAGUGGUGCUUUGAAGUCUUCUUCACUUGGGAGGAACAAUGAUCUGAACAGAAGCCCUAGCAAGUUGUCCUCUCUAUUUUGUGGCACUCAGGAAAAAUGUGCAUCAUGCAAGAAAACUGUAUACCCAUUAGAAAAGGUGACAGUAGAUGGAGAAUUUUACCAUCAAUCAUGCUUCAAAUGUGCACAUGGUGGAUGCAAACUAACAACAUCAUCAUAUGCAGCAUUAGAUGGACUUGUUUAUUGCAAGCCUCAUUUCUCUCAAUUGUUUAAAGAAAAAGGUUCCUAUAAUCAUCUUACAACAGCUACAAAUAAAAAAAAUCAUAGUGCUGAUGAACAUGAAGAAGGUUCAACUACUACAACAACUACUGAUGUUGAUGAGCCACCACAGCCUCCUGUUGAAGAGACUCAAGAUUAGUCCAUUCACUUUUCGAUACGAAUCCAUAUUUAAUGGAUAUCGAGGGCAUCAGAUGAGAAAUCAAAAAAAAAUAUAUAGUUAAUGUUAUAUUAUUUGUCAAUGAGAUUAAUCAUAUUCUUGAUGAGAGAAUAUGGUAAUGAUGAAGUGAUGAUUAAUUGGUUUUCUUAAUUAUUUGUUUCUUCAUUUGAAAAUUUUGUAAAAGCCUAGUAAGGCAUCAUAUAUAUUUGUAAUGUUUUUUUUUCCCUCAAUUUUGCUUUAAUAAGAAAUUAACACAUUGUUCUCUUA
Messenger RNA from Solanum pennellii, 1027 nucleotides. Its product is annotated as LIM domain-containing protein WLIM2b-like. Gene Ontology annotation, molecular function: actin filament binding. The transcript has 5 exons. Lineage: Eukaryota; Viridiplantae; Streptophyta; Magnoliopsida; Solanales; Solanaceae. The coding region runs from base 119 to 742 and encodes 207 amino acids. Gene Ontology annotation, biological process: actin filament bundle assembly. Gene Ontology annotation, cellular component: actin cytoskeleton; plasma membrane. The record is from RefSeq and is a predicted model, not a curated record.